This is a messenger RNA of Umbelopsis ramanniana AG, 205 nucleotides long. RefSeq lists its product as uncharacterized. The record is from RefSeq and is a predicted model, not a curated record. NCBI's taxonomy places the organism in Eukaryota, Fungi, Mucoromycota, Umbelopsidomycetes, Umbelopsidales, Umbelopsidaceae. The transcript has a single exon. The coding region runs from base 18 to 191 and encodes 57 amino acids.
GUUGCUAUUUCAAUUGAAUGGAGUCUAUCUUGAGCUUUGCUUCUCGCAUUCUGAUUGUCGAGUUCAUAUUUGUUACCGAGAUUUCGGAAUUCAGGGAAGAGCCUCGCUUUUGUUAUUUUGAGUUUUUGUUAUCCUGUAUUGAAAUUUUUCAUUGCCUUCCUAUUCUUAUUUUUUUUUGGCAAGGACGAUGACUUUUUGAAAUUUG